UCUCUCUCUCAAUCGCGACACUCGUAAUUCUCUCUGUCAAGUCUUUUCACAGGACAGCAGACAGAAAAUGUCCCUCGCUUCUUGCAAGGGAAAGCUCGUGUAUGAUAUUACAAGGAUUGAGGGAUUUAUUUUCGGAUAAUUUGACUUUUCAUUUGCCGUUACGAGAUCGCAAAUGGGUUAGAAGUAUUUUACAUGCGGGGGAAGAUGUUAUCGAGGGCAGCGAGACGUGGUAAAGUGUUCUGCGCUCCGCAAGAAAAUUCUGAUAAAACAGUUUCCGGCGAGAUACCCGCGGAAGCGGGAGAUUGGCGCGAGUUCUCGCGCAAAAUAGCGGCCGCUUAAACUUUUGAAUGCCGUUAAUAUUACGUAAAUAACGCGCGCGCCGCUCGAGGAAAUAUUAAAAGCAACGAGAUAUCUUCGAGGUUGCAGCCAGGCGAACCCGCUUCGUGAACGAUCAUUUAUACGUCUUCUCGAUGUAACUGCCGUCGCCGUUAAAAUAGUUAUACUACGUCUUUGCGCAGAAACCAUAAUUGCGCAAUAUUCGAGACAAUCAGGAGCUUGCUCCUGCGUACAGUCCAGCGGACCAGCCGAGCGUGAAAUUCUUCCCUCAGGCGUCUCCCUGCCAUUUUUUCAGUGCCAUCUCCAGACCGCGUCUGUAAUUUUCCAAUUGUCACGGAUAUAAGCACCGAUUGAGCGCGGACACUCGACGCGAUUAUCUCGAGCGGAUCGAAGUCGGCCGGUUUUGCAGCCCUCGUCUGUCAUGCACGCGCGUCUCCGCGUCUCUGCCAGGAGGACGAAUACAAGAGAGAAAGAGCUGCUGAGGGCUGUUGAAGCAGAAGCGGCGCAGCAGAAGAGGCGGUGGUAAGCUCGGGGGCACGUGCACGUGCGAUCACUCGCGGCGACCGUGCACGGGGCGCACGUGGCCCCAGUCGCCACCGCGCGGUCAGGUGGCCGUCGGAGGCAGGAUGAACUUCAGGAAGUCGUGCCGUAGCCGAGCGUCACGCGCCGCCACUUCCGGCGUCAGCAGACUCCACAGGCAGCCAAGGCGGAAGCAGUCGGCGAGAAUCAGGAAAUGCAUGUGUCUGCCGUCUAAUUACGCCCACGUGGAGUUCCCUGUGGUCUGGUCCGAGCUCAGGGCUAAUCAGCAGCUGUGCGACGGUGCUAUAAGAUGCGCAGGGGAUCGAGUUUUCCCGGUACAUCGCGCCAUACUAUCCGCGGUGAGCCCGUACUUCAAGGCGCUCUUCACCAACAGUCUGAGAGGCGGCAAAACCGAGACGACGGAAAUCACCAUCAACUCCGUCCCCGGGGAGAUCUUCAGUCUGAUUCUCGACUACGCCUACACGGGCACCUGCAACGUCAACGCCGACAACGUCGAGCAAUUGUUACCGCUCGCCGAUCAGUUCGAGGUGCUCGGCAUCGUGCAGCUCUGCUGUCAGUUUCUGCUGCAAGAGCUGCGGCCGGACAAUUGCUUAGGUAUCUUUAAAUUCGCGUGCCACUACUUCUGCCGCGAUCUCGAGAAACAAGGCCGGAAGUACAUACGUCACCACUUCAAGCAGAUACUGCAGGAGAGCGGGGAACUGAAGGAUCUUCUUUGCGACGAGCUGGAGGCGAUAUUGAGCGACGACGAGCUCAACGUUAAAAACGAGGAGAUCGUGUUUGACGCCGUCAAGACAUGGGUCGAGAGCAGGGUCGACGAGAGACGAGUCUACUUGCCUAGGUUGCUGAAAUGCAUACGUUACGGCCUCAUGACUCAUAAGUACUUCGUUAAUAACGUCGUCAGCUGGAAGCUCGUCGAGGGGAAUGAUGCCUGCCAGAAGACGCUGCUGCCGGUGAAUGCUUAUUUAACCGAGCAGGACUCGAGGCAGAACGGCGGGGAGAUCGAUCUGAGGAAUCCCCUGGCGAGGCCGCGUGUACCGCACGAAAUUCUCUUCGCGAUCGGCGGAUGGAGCGCCGGUUUGCCGACCAAUUUUGUGGAGACUUACGACACGAGAGCUGACAGGUGGUUUCUAUCAGUGAGCACGGACGUAACGCCGAGGGCUUAUCACGGAUUAUGCACCCUGAACAAUCUCAUCUACAUGAUCGGUGGAUACGACGGUAACGAGCACUUCAACACGGUCCGAUGUUUCGACCCGGUAACAAAAGAAUGGCGCGAACGAGCCUGCAUGUAUCAUGUUAGGUGUUACGUCAGCGUUUGCACGCACGGCGGCAAGAUUUACGCGCUCGGCGGAUUCAACGGUCGCACGAGGAUGAGUUCCGGCGAGCGAUAUGAGCCGCGGAAGAACCAAUGGGAAAUGAUCCCGUCCAUGCACCGGCAACGAUCGGACGCCAGCGCGGCGGCGCUCCACGACAAGAUCUACAUCGUCGGCGGCUUCAACGGCCAAGAGGUCCUCAACUCGGCCGAGGUCUUCGACGUGGAGACCAAUCAAUGGAGCAACAUCCACGCGAUGAUCAGCCCGCGAUCCGGCGUCUGUCUCGUCGCGUUUCGCGACAGUCUCUACGCUCUCGGAGGGUUCAGCGGUGUCGUGAGACUGAGUUCCGGGGAGCGCUACACUCCAAACCAUUCUGACCAAUGGCACGAGGUGUCGGAGAUGUUUAGCCCGCGCAGCAAUUUCGCCACGGCGAUCCUCGACGAUAUGAUUUUCGUCAUUGGCGGUUACAACGGAUCGAGCACGGUCGCGUACGUCGAGUGUUACGACGCGGACUACAAUGAAUGGUACGACGCAUCCCCCAUGAAUCUCAGUCGCAGCGCUCUCAGUGCCUGCGUGAUAGCCGGUUUAGAGAACGCGCGCGAGUAUUCCUAUCUGGACAAAGCUCGGGAUCUUGGCCAAGGGCAAGCGACGUCGAAGAGUGAGGAAAAGUCCGGUCAACCUGGCGAGGUUUCCGUCGAGACUAACGUCAUAAUCGCCGUGGACGAGGGUGGCCAGAUGAACGUAAGCGAGCUGGUGGGUCCCAUAGACGGUGUGGCUGAUGGUAUCGGAAAUUUCUACGAGGAGGAGAUGCGGGACGAGCUGCUGUACGUUGCACAGGAGCUCGAUUAA
Messenger RNA from Harpegnathos saltator (Jerdon's jumping ant), 3035 nucleotides. Its product is annotated as kelch-like protein 10. NCBI's taxonomy places the organism in Eukaryota, Metazoa, Arthropoda, Insecta, Hymenoptera, Formicidae. The transcript is spliced from 9 exons. Bases 963 to 3035 code for a protein of 690 amino acids. The record is from RefSeq and is a predicted model, not a curated record. Gene Ontology annotation, molecular function: protein binding.